Acanthochromis polyacanthus (spiny chromis) is the source of this 7479-nucleotide messenger RNA. RefSeq names its product MAGUK p55 scaffold protein 2a (gene mpp2a). The transcript is spliced from 14 exons. Gene Ontology annotation, molecular function: protein binding. Gene Ontology annotation, cellular component: plasma membrane; cell-cell junction. The record is from RefSeq and is a predicted model, not a curated record. Bases 249 to 1910 code for a protein of 553 amino acids. Lineage: Eukaryota; Metazoa; Chordata; Actinopteri; Pomacentridae.
UGUAUGUCAGAGCUCCUCAAGAAGCCAGACGACAACAAGAAGCCCACGAGACAUCACAGACCGCGGGAGGCUCGUUUGGCUGCGUUUGAAGGUACGUGCACGGAUUUACCGGAGGCGGCGGGUCGGUGUGGCGGCGACGUUAGGACCGGGAACGUUAGCGUGCUUCUUUUCCCCCUUCCUACCAGCUGUUUAUUGUCGGACAGCAGCUUCACCGGAGCAGCCUGACAAAGAUUCACUGAAGCUCUACCAUGCCUGUGGCCUCCACCAGGACAGAACCUGUUCCCCAGGUGUUGGACGCCAUGAGCGACAGCACCACCAGCACCACCACUGCCAAUGACCUGGACCUCAUCUACCUCAAAGGCAUCAUGGAGAGCCCUCUGGAGCAAGAGGAGAGCCUGAAGGAGCCGCGACUGUCGCCGGUGAGGGAGAACAAUGUGGAGCUCCUGCAGGAGAUCCUUAGAGACCUGGACCCGUUCACACAUCGCUCUGACACUGCUGCUGAGCUCUCCCGCAUACUCACACAGCCUCACUUCCAGUCUCUGCUGGAGACUCAUGAUUCCGUGGCGUCCCAGGCGUGUGACAGCGCUCCGCCCAGCCCGUGUGAUUUCGUGGAUCAUGAACCAGAUGAGAGCCACACACACAACCUGCAGCUGCCGCCGGACGCAAUCCGCAUGGUGGGAAUACGCAAAGUGGCAGGAGAGCAUCUGGGUGUGACGUUUAAGGUGGAUGGUGGAGAGCUGGUCAUAGCCCGCAUCCUCCACGGUGGAAUGAUCGACCAACAAGGACUGCUGCACGUCGGAGAUAUCAUCAAAGAGGUGAACGGACGGGAGGUGGGCCGGGACCCCAGAGUGCUGCAGGAGGAGCUGCAGGCAGCCAGUGGAAGUGUCGUUCUGAAGAUACUGCCCAGCUACCAUGAAGCCAUUCCUCCCAGACAGGUGUUCUUUAAGUGUCACUAUGACUACGACCCAGCCAAUGACAACCUGAUUCCCUGUAAGGAGGCGGGAUUAAGGUUUGAGACGGGAGACAUCCUGCAGAUAGUCAACCAGGACGACGUCAACUGGUGGCAGGCCCGUCAUGUGGAGGGCGGGAGUGCUGGGCUGAUCCCCAGUCAGAUGCUGGAGGAGAAAAGAAAAGCUUUUGUGAAGAGAGACGUGGAGUUGGCACCUGCAGGGAAUCUUUGUACUGGUGUUGGAGGGAAGAAGAAGAAGAAGAUGAUGUAUGUGACCACCAAAAAUGCAGAGUUUGACAGACAUGAGAUAUUGCUCUACGAGGAGGUGGCCAAGGUCCCACCUUUCAAGAGGAAAACUCUGAUUUUGAUCGGUGCCCAGGGCGUGGGGCGGCGGAGAUUGAAAACCAAACUUCUACUGAGGGAUCCACAGCUCUUCGGCACCACCAUUCCAUACACCUCCAGAAAACCCAAAAAAGGUGAACGUGAAAGUCGGAUGUACGCUUUCACCAGCCGCAGCAAGAUGGAGACCGACAUCAAGAACGGACGCUACCUGGAACACGGAGAAUACGACGGCAGCCUUUAUGGGCUGAAGAUCGACUCCAUUCAUGAGGUGGUGGAGGCAGGACGGGUCUGCAUUCUGGACGCCAACCCUCAGUCUCUCAAAGUGCUGCGGACGUCCGAGUUCUUGCCCUACGUGGUGUUCCUUCAGUCUCCAGAUUUUGAAGUGCUCAAGGCGAUGAACCAGUCAGCUGUAGAAGCAGGGGUGGUCCCUAAGACACUGACGGAUGAGGAACUGCAGAAAACGUGUGACGAGAGCGCUAAAAUCCAGGCGGCCUACGGUCACUACUUUGACCUCAGCAUCAUCAACGACAACCUGGAUGAGACGUACCGCACCGUCAAAGCUGCACUGGAAACCGUUUCUAAAAACCCCCAGUGGGUCCCCGUCACCUGGGUGUUCUAGUGAGAGGCAGUGGAGGCUGCAGGAGAGAGAGAACGUAAGGAAAGAAAAGGACAACUGAAAACGGCCUCUGUGUGAAUAAUGGAUACUCUUAUUGAGACUGUCAUGAGUUUUCACAAGCACUAUAUCUGAAUUUGGCAGUAGCUUAGCAUCGUUAAAAUCAUUUCUAGCUAAAGUAGCAACUUGUCAGGAUGAAUUACAAGAUAUUCCCUUGAAAAGAAAAGAAAGAAGGCAUCCAUUAUUUAAACAGGAUUCACUUUUUCAGUGCUGGACAGAAGGAAUAAAAAGCAGGAAUGAAUAGUCCUGAGAGGUGUGUGUGUGUGUGUGUGUGUGCGUGUGCGUGUGCGUGUGCGUGUGCGUGUGCGUGUGCGUGUGCGUGUGCGUGUGCGUGUGCGUGUGCGUGCGUGCGUGCGUGCGUGCGUGCGUGCGUGCGUGCGUGCGUGCGUGCACAGUCACUUUGUGGGGAAUCAACAACCUUUUGGGACAAAAAGCAAGAUGUUACAGGGGAAAUCCUGAAAUGUUCCUGUGCAGAUCUGGUUUAGGUUUUGGGUAAAUCUCCAAGACUGAAUGUUGGUCUUUGCGGUGUCCUCUCAAUGUGACUGUGUGUGUGGGAGUGUGUGUCCGUUUACACAAGGACAUUAGUGCGGAGUCUUUUGUACGUUUUUUUUUAAUUAUUUGUGCCAUUACUGAUGAUCAUCAGCAGACUUUGUCAUUGUUUACAUUUCACCAGCUACAUCAGCACUCAUGGUCACCCUACGACUGGUAGUACAGUUUACCAUUUGAAGGAACAAACAGAUGUUUAAAAGCUGCUCAUUUGUUUGUAUGAUGGUCCAAAAGCCUAAAGCAAGACAUUUAAAACAUUGUAAAAUUAAUUAUUGUCAUUAAUUGAUUCACAAUCUGUUAAUAUAGUUAAAUUUUUAGGACUAGCUUCAACACAGACAUCAUAUUAAACGCAGUAAAUCCAUCUAAUGCAGCAAUCCGUUGCACUGUAAAGCGCAAUAGCACACAUUUUAGCGUGUUAAAUCCGGCAACCUGACAAACUAAGCGUGAUCAAGUGCCAACACCGACAAACAGACCUCAUCGUCCGUGCGUUUUGUGCCACUUUUCUAAGUCUAGUAAUGGUUUAAUGUACUCACACUCUCAGACAGUUGAAGAACACACCAAAAUAUACAGGAGAUGAGGAGACAGAGAGCUCAACAAUAUGCACAAUAAUCUGAUAUUAAGGGAAAGAAAAUGCGACAUCUAGAACCAUCUUGGGGGCCCAGUGGAGAAAAGCAUAUAUGCAAACACAGUCCUCCCAUCUAACAUGCAGGCUGCACUGAAAGAUCAGAAUAAUACCAUUAUUAUUAUUAACAGUGUCAGUUUAUUUUAAACUGAUGUCUUUUGUUGUGGUGCUAGCAAGCUUAAUACUUAUUUUGUUUAAUCUAGCAGCUGGCUAACUUCAUCGCCCACAUCCAGCUCCAUUUAUCUGAUGCUAAUGUGACAGUGAUUAGCUGACUCAGAAGUAGCUCUGUUGAUAAUUAACGUGAUAAUACGAUUAAUUGUCUGUAAUAAUUUAGCCAAAGCUGAAGGGCAUGCAUGUCAGAGCAUGUUUUGUUCAUUACGUGAAGUACCUGGUUGCUCCACCAGGUGGAGUCUCUGUCUGUUCAGUAGGACGGAAGCUUGUUUGCUAAAGCGACUCAAUCGAACUUGGUGCAGUUUUGUGUUGGUAAACAGAGAGAAUUGCUGAGGUUUAGCUACCAAUGUUCCACCAUGGCACAGUCUUCUGUGAAAGUUACUGGUUACCCAUGAGAGCUAACUUACUAAAGACGUACAGUAGUACUACUAGUGCUGUUUCAGCCACCGGACAUGUGAAAUGAAGCCACGGUAAUGGAAAAUAUUGUGUUUAUUGUUAAAAUGGCUUUGUCACGUGGAAUAUUGUUUGCGGUGCUCACUUCAUGUUAUUGAUUGCCUGGAAAAUCCAGACUGACUUUAUUUAUGUGUUAAUAUAAAUACAAAUAAAGGCAGUCUGGCAUUGCGAUGAUACGAGACGAUUUCAAAAAGGAGGGGCUAACGAAUGCAGCUUGAACGAGAAAGAACCAAUCAGCGUAACACGGAUGUGACGCACAAACAAAUCGACCUUGAAGUCCAUGUAGUCCAAACAACAAUGGCAUGCAGCCGAGAAAGCGUCGCGGUGAGUGAUUACUGCCGUUUUUGUCACAAAAAUCUGUGAAUACAUGGGGUACAACACUUAUUUUUGAAAAGGCUACGCAACAGAAGACUCCUUCCGAACGAUUAGCGGUGUUAGGAAUAACUUUGUUAAUGUUUGUGUUUGGUCACGGGAGGUGCGCAGGUGUUUCAUGGGUAAUCCAGGCGCUGAAGAUGAUGCAGCAUUAACUCCCGCCUUCCGUGCUAUGAUUGGUCGUACCAAACUUUCCCAGGAGGGAAACGCGAUUCAAUUCGCCCAAUGCCAAACUGAUUCUCCUGUAUCUCCUAACAUGGAGAUAGGAGAUUACAUGGAGAUUCAGUUUGGAUUUUCCAAGCUGUUAUUGACUUUCAGUAACCUUGCUACUGGUUAAGAAAAUUGUUGAAAAUAUGCAUCUUUAGUCAAAAACUUGUCUUUCUCUAGACUCACAGAAUUUGUGACACAUCCAUCCAUCGAUCUAUCUAUCUGAGCGUCACAAACCUUCUGAAAUUUCAAAAUUAUGAUAAUUUCGUUCAUUCUGUCCGAUAACAUUUGGAAUGUCUGGAACAGCAGUGUGAUCAUUAAGUUUUGUGAAUGCACUGAGCCAGAGGCGUCAGCUGACUAUCAUGUGUGCAUCUUAGCACAAUGCUCUCUAUUAAAUACCACAUUCAGUACUAUAUACAGUCCCUACAGGAGCUUGUGGGCUUUUUCCAGAUUGUUGCAUCCCUAAAAUGCCUGAAUUAUUUGCAGCUUUUCAAAAAAAUUGCGAUUUUACGCGUAUUUGUUGCGAUGAAAUUGCGGGAUACGGUGACAGUUGAAGUUUCAUUUUAUUCAGUUUUUAGAACAUGUUUCAACAUUUUAUCCAAAGUAGUUUAAAUCAAUCCACUGGACUUUAAGAAAGUUCCUUGAAGACGUUUCACCUCUCAUCCAAGAGGCUUCUUCAGUUCUGGUGGUGGUUGGUGUUGCCUCAGCUUUUAAACCCCUGAGAGGUGUGUCCAGGGCUAUUAUUCCAACGACCGAUACUAUUAGCAUGCUAAUGACCACCAUUAGCACACGAGGGCUCAGUGACAUCUGUGCAUUUCAACGACCCCCACCGAUACUCCCAAUGACUAUCGUUGAGUAGUCAGAUGAGUUUUGGUAUUGGUCGUUGGAAUAAUAUCCCUGAACACACCUCACAGAGGUUUAAAAGCUGAGGCAACACCAACCACCACCAGAACUGAAGAAGCCUCUUGGAUGAGAGGUGAAACGUCUUCAAGGAACUUUCUUAAAGUCCAGUGGAUUGAUUUAAACUACUUUGGACAACCAUGACCUGGAUGAAUGAGAACCUACACAGACAUCUUUCAACAUUUUAAUUGACGAAAUUUAUUCCUAAACUAAUUCUUUAACCCAUUUACACCAGCUGGCACACCAUGGUGGGAAACCAGCAGCAGCCAGAUCCUGGUUUAACAUGAAGUGGUUGGUAGAUUUAAGGCACUAAAUGAUCAUUUACUAUUGAAUGAAUCCUAUUUGGACAUAUCUGUCAGUGGCUUAAAAAGUUACUUUCACAUCUUGGCACACACGUGUUAACACACACUUUCGCAGCUUGUCACAUCAGUUAAUUAAUCUAACUUCCCUUCAUUCUUUGAGAGCUCCAACAGAUCUGGAUCAACAGCUUCCAUCACGGUAAUCUGUCUGGUCUGUGGUCUGCUCAUUUCAGCCGUUCUCCUGCUACGUUUGGCGGUAGAAAAGUGUUUGUCAGUCGAUGAUUUUUGUUGUAUUCCACCAUAAUAUUUCACAGAUGUGAAACGGUUUACCUCCACUUUGGUGUAGAGCAUCAGGGAAUUGUUUUUCACCGUCUUUAGCAAAGAGUCGGACAUGUCUGCAUCUUCAAAUAAUAAGGAAGUGAAUCCAGUGAUAUACGUGCAUUUAUGUAGCUGCUCAGAUUAAGUGAAUGCAAAUAAGUUGGGUGCGUCUGUUGGAAAAACAUAGUCUCCAGUCAGGCGCUGAUCAUCAACAGAAAUGUUUCAACCCCUGAUGACCCCCAGUAUGGUUUAAAGAUGAAGCAUUACACAGUUUAACAGCCAUGAAGAAUCAAAGACAUUCAGUCACACGCUCUGCGAUUCAUCUCAUAACAACUGGUAAUUGUGUUUCAUGCACAUACCCUCAAUUUGCACUUUUCAUUUUGUACCAUUUCUGAUUUCAUGUAUUUAUUAGCUCGCUUGUAAACAGUUUGUAGAUAUCAUGUAGAUACACGAUGAUAUAAUGGAUACAGUAGGUAUGAGGAUCCUGCCUGGUGUUUGCAGUAUGUGACACUUCAGCGACGUCGUUCAGGAUGUCUUUAGUAAAAACGAGUAUACGGCGGCCUGGGAGGGAAUCACAGCAACUUCAAAACACACGUAUAACCGUUUAAAUCUGAGCUUUUCUUCUUUUUUUUCUUCUGGCAUGUUGUCUUGUGCUCUCCUGGGCCGCCGUACGUUGUCCACGGUGCCGGCUGCAGAACGCUCCUUGAGCAGAUUGUUUGUACUCUGUUUUUUUGUGGCAGCUACUGAAUCCUUUUGAUGCGAUAAACUGGUGUUUGUCAAACAGGAGUACUGACGAAUAACCGACACCAGGGCGCAUUGGGGGAGAGAUUUUUAGUCACUCGGUCUUUGUAAAAUGAUAUUUAUAUUUGUGCUCUGGUUUUUAAAAGUGGCUUGAAAAUAGCAAACAUCUGUGUGGCAGCUAUUCAUUCGGAGUGCUGGGGUAAAGCCUACCAUCAUUGCUCUCUCGAGGACAUUCCAGAAACUCACUGUGUCCUUUUUCUAUGAAAUCGCAUGAAUGCAAUAAGACAGUCUUUGUGUCUGUAUCUUUACUGAUUCACAUACACUUUAGUAAAUCCGCAGUAACUCUACAGUUAAUUAGCUUUUCAUACUGUUUCUAACUUUCAUUGUUCACUAAGAAAUGCGUGUUUAAGUGAAAUAGAAAGCUGCUUGAAGUACUGAUUUAUGCACCGGCUGUAUGCUUACAGUUUAUCUUCUAAUUCUGUACCGUUGAAGGGUUGAAAUAACAACAUAGUGUGUGUUUAACGUAUACUGAAACAUUCCAUAUACUGGGUUUGGGUUCAGAAGGACAUAACUAGACAUUGUUAAGGUUAUUCCCAGAGUUGAAGAAGCUCCCGUCAGAGCAGCAGAUUUAGCAGUGCAGCCCAUAAAAUGACUUGCAUAGUGGUUCUUUAAAGUGACUGCAUUAGUACAGAUGUGUUAUUUUCAUUCAAAAUCAACGGCGCUGUUGAUCUAAGAAGAAAGAAGUGUGCUGCGCUCACGGUUUCUGCAGCUUUUCCUCAAAUCUCUGCAGUGAAAGUGGACGGUGGGCGGAGCUUGUAGUUUUAUCGUCGGCCUGCCAUGAACGAUGCUUCUGUCUGUACAAAAUAAAUUAUUGAUUUGAUUGAAA